AUGGCCGAAAAAAAGCUAAUUAAAGAUCCUAUCCAUGGGUACAUGGAAUUUGAAGAUUGGGCAGUAAAAUUUAUAGAUACACCACAAUUCCAAAGAUUGCGUGAUAUCAAGCAAUUAGGAACCGCUUUUUAUAUUUUUCCAGGUGCGACUCACACUCGUUUUGAACACAGUUUAGUGGAAAUUAUUACAGGAACGGCACACCUCGCUUAUACUUUAACCAAAAGAUUGCAGGAACAGAAAGGCAAAAGUGAUGAUGAUGAUCGCAAUCUUAAAUGUGUGACUUUGGCCGCUUUAUGUCAUGACCUUGGACAUGGACCAUAUAGUCACCUGUUUGACCGUGACUUUAUUCAAGACUGCCUAGGAAUAAAAUGGAAACAUGAGGAUGGCUCCGUAACAAUGUUUAAAGACCUUCUUGAAAAAAAUUCCAUCAAUUUGAAUUCCAUCGGUUUAAUUCAUGAUGAGGAUGUGGAAAUUAUUGAGGCACUUAUUAGGGGUAAAAGUGACCAACAAACAAAAAGACAAAUACCCAAGUAUCUAUUUGAAAUUGUCAACAAUGAGCGUAAUUCUAUAGAUGUUGACAAAUUUGAUUACUUCACAAGAGACUGUUAUUAUGCAGGAGUGAAACGAUCAUUUGAUUUUUCACGGUUGAUGCGGCUUUCUUGUGUCAAGAAUGAUAAGAUAGUUUACUAUCAUAAAGAAUGUUAUCUUAUUUAUGAUUUGUUUCAUACAAGAUAUUCUUUACACAAAACAGUAUAUAAACAUCGCAUUGUUAGAGCAAUUGAUCAUAUGAUAUGUGAUGUGCUUAAAGGAGCAAAACAAUAUUUAGCAAAGAAGUAUGGUUUUAAAGAUUUUGAAGAUGCGAUCAAUAAUGCUGAAAAAUAUAUACGAUUAAGUGAUUCUAUUUUUCAUGAAAUUGAACAUUCUGAAGAUAAAGAAUUAGAAAAAUCAAAAGGCAUCAUUAAACAGAUUAAAGAGAGGAAAUUAUACAAAUUUGUAGACGAAUAUUUAACCAAACCAAAGAAAGAGAGUGAGAAAAAAAAUAUCACAGAAGAUAUUAUGGAUGAAAUUACCAAUAGCGGUGUAACCUUAUGUGGUGAAUACAUAAAGCAUGACGACAUAAUUAUCGAUUGGAUAAGUUUCGAUUAUGGAAAAAAAGAUAAAAAUCCAGUAAAGGAUGUUGAAUUUUAUAACAAAACUGACGAUGAACCAUUCAAUAUUAUGGAAGAGGAUGUAAGCUAUCUUCUUCCUGUAUUUCAUAAAGAAGAAACAGUUCGAAUAUACUUACGUACUAAAGGAAAAGAAGAAAAGACUGAGCUAAAAAGAAGUAUUGCCCUAAUUAAAAAUGCAUUAAAAAUAGUCUUCGUGAAAAUCAAAAAGGUUAAGUUUAGAUAUAUUUAA
This is a messenger RNA of Dentiscutata erythropus, 1398 nucleotides long. The record is from the annotation of a GenBank genome assembly. Lineage: Eukaryota; Fungi; Glomeromycota; Glomeromycetes; Diversisporales; Gigasporaceae.